Molecule: messenger RNA, 519 nt
Organism: Microthlaspi erraticum
Lineage: Eukaryota; Viridiplantae; Streptophyta; Magnoliopsida; Brassicales; Brassicaceae
Source: the annotation of a GenBank genome assembly
AUGUCAAGCCCUCAAGCACCACCACCUUCAUGGGAUAGUCCUCCAAGACCAUCCACUUUGAAGACAAAGAAGAAACUUCUUCCUUACCUUGAAGCAGCCGACCUGGAGACGUCUAGCCAAGCCGCAUCACACCAAGAAGAACACCUUCUAGCCACACCAGAAGAGGAGAUUAACCCUGAGCUGAUCGAGUUCGUGAAGAGAGAUCAAUUCCAUGAUCUGUUUUCAGAGUAUGCGCUGGAGCACAUAGAUCACUUUGACAAUCUUUGUGAUUCCUAUGGAGUUUUUGACUUUGAGAAGAAGAUGAUGCUAUUCAGCACAUCACUAGCUGGACCAGCACUAGAUUGGGCGCAGCAUGAGCCACUCUCUACAAUCGAGUCAUGGAUCGAUUUUAGAGAAGCUUUCUUGGAGAUUUGCAAGGAACCACCUUUCAAAUCCAAGUACCACCACUACUCUCAUCAGCUGGAGAGAGAGCGUGAUGAAGAAGAAUGGGGAGGCAUACCACCCCAUCCUGAAGUUUGA